AUGAAGUUCAACGCCAUUCUUGCCGGCACCAUUGGCGCUGGGCUCGUUGCUGCCUCCCCCGUCGACAAGCGCCAGGGAACCAACAUCGAUGCCACCGUUCUCCAAUUUGCUCUGACGCUCGAACAUCUCGAGAAUGCUUUCUAUGUCGGAGCCCUGAAGAAGUUCUCCGAAGCCGACUUCUCCAAGGCUGGUUACGAUGCCACCUACUAUGAGGAUCUCCGCCGCAUCGCCGAGGACGAGCAGAGCCACGUUGCGCUUCUCACCUCUGCCCUGAGCGCUGCCGGUGUCACUCCCGUCGAGCCUUGCCAAUACAGCUUCCCCUACACCGAUGUCAAGUCAUUCAUCACCCUCUCGUCCGUUCUUGAGGGCGUUGGCACAUCAGCCUAUCUCGGUGGUGCGCCUCUGAUCACCAGCAAGGACUACCUGACAGUCGCUGGCUCCAUUCUCGUCACCGAGGCUCUGCACACCUCUUACCAGCGUGCUGCCGUUCCCGAGGUGCCUUUCGCCAGCCCAUACGGCACGCCCCUUGACCCGACCUCGGUCUUCACGCUGGCCGGUGCCUUCAUUACCUCAUGCCCCGCCACCAACGCGGCGCUGCCAUUCGUGCCCCAGCCCGCGUUGGCCUACAACGCCACCGAGUCCUGCCCCAAGACCUCGACCAGGCGCAGCAAACGCAGCAUUCUCUGCCGUGCCCCCAAGCCCGGCAGCCCCGGCUACAACAACGGCGGCGGCUACAACGGCGGCAAGAACGAGACCGGCAACGGCUGGAACGGCGGCGACCACCCCACACCCGAGCCCAUGGCCUGUGAGCUCGUUGCCGGCGGUAAUGUCGUCUUCACCGCCAAUGCCACCAUUCCCGCCGGUGCCUAUGUCACCUUUGUCUCCGGCCUGGAUGUUGCUAGCGUGCAGGGUACUAUCUCCGGCAGCAACAUCGCCGCGCAGAUCCCUGCCAUUGCUCUCGGCCAGACUUAUGUGCUUAUCACCAGCGCUGCUGCUGCGGGCGGCAAAAUUGACCCUGCCACCGUCGUUGCUGGCCCGGCUAUCAUUGAGGGUAGGUUUCAGUUUUCUCCUUUUAACGCUUGA
Molecule: messenger RNA, 1083 nt
Organism: Cyphellophora europaea CBS 101466
Lineage: Eukaryota; Fungi; Ascomycota; Eurotiomycetes; Chaetothyriales; Cyphellophoraceae
Exons: 4
Coding region: 1-1083 (360 amino acids)
Source: RefSeq, a predicted model, not a curated record